Molecule: messenger RNA, 1023 nt
Organism: Contarinia nasturtii (swede midge)
Lineage: Eukaryota; Metazoa; Arthropoda; Insecta; Diptera; Cecidomyiidae
Product: zinc finger protein 271-like
Exons: 1
Coding region: 1-1023 (340 amino acids)
Biological process (GO): regulation of DNA-templated transcription
Molecular function (GO): RNA polymerase II cis-regulatory region sequence-specific DNA binding; DNA-binding transcription factor activity, RNA polymerase II-specific
Source: RefSeq, a predicted model, not a curated record
AUGAAUGGAUACAACGCAAAUGAGUUGCACCACAAGUCAGAUGGUCGCGACCAUUCAAUUGAACGCAAUGAGGUGUUGUUGGAGUCAAACGAAAUAAAACAAGAACUGACCAUCAAAGAAGAACCUGAAAGGGAGGAUGACAUCACUUUACACACGAUACCAAGAAAUUUUGUUAUCAAAUCGAACAUCAAUUUGCCUAGCACCGUAUUUACGACUGAGACAGAUGACUCGGAUCAAUUGAUGCAAUUAAAGUUUGAGGUUAAAGCGGAAAAAAUGGAUAAAGAUUCUUAUGCCAAGUCGAAGAAUCAAAACGAUGCUGUGAAUUCUUCUUCACGUCGAUCAAAUAAAAACUCAAAGUUGACAGGUGCCAACGCAAAGAAGAAAACGUCCAAAAAGGGAAAUGUGUCUCGAAAGAGGAAAGCAACAACGUCGAGUGCAACACGAAAACAACACAAAUGUUUAUCAUGCGAAUACACUACACCAUAUACGACCUGUUUGAGAAAGAACAUGCUACGACACACGGGUGAAAAGCCAUAUCCAUGCAAGCGAUGUUCAAAACGAUUCACAGAGAAAUCAGAUCUUAAGCGGCACAUGAGAACACACUUGGUUGAAUUUCACUUCAGUUGUGCAAAUUGUUUGGAAGGAUUUGAUAAAAACAUUGACAAGUUGAUACACGAGUUUGAUUGCAACAUUCGUCGCUACGAGUGUCAUCACUGCAAACAAUUCUCCACUUUUUAUAAGUCAAAUUUGAAGAGGCACAUUCGUAUGCACACAGGUGAAAAACCAUUCAAGUGUGGUCAAUGUUCAAAGAAAUUCAAGCAACGAUGGAACUUAAUUCGUCACACAAAAACUCACACCAAUCCACGUUCAUUGAAGAUCAAGUGUUCGGAUUGUUAUCAAACCUUUUCGACACAGGCUCUUAAAGAAAUACAUAAACAAAAGUGCCAGCGCAGAGGCUAUGAAUGUUAUCUCUGCAAAGAAUUUACCAGCAACAAGAAACACAAUUUGAAGUACCACAUGUGA